AUGCCAUUAAUAACGCAUAGAAAACUUUACGAAAAAAAAAAUGAAUGUCAUAUAGCCGUUGGUCAUUCUGGAAGAGAUAAGACAUGGGCUCAGGUUAAAAGUCGUUUUUCUGGCAUACCUCAACAAGCUGUCUCAUUAUUUAUUAACAUGCGUGAUGCAUGUCAAAUACGAAGAUCUCUUCCAAAAACACCUUGUGGGAAACCGAUUAUUUCGAUAGAAUUUUUAACUAGAUUACAGGUUGAUCUUAUUGACAUGCGUAGUGUCCAAUAUAAUGGAUUUAACUUUAUAAUGCAUGUGAAAGAUCAUUUUACAAAAUUGAGUUGGCUAUUUUCAUUAUCAUCAAAAGAAGCACGUCAUGUUGCAUUUAAUUUAAAAAAUAUAUUUUAUACAUUUGGUCCACCAAAAAUAUUAAAAUCGGAUAAUGGGAAAGAAUUUGUGUAA
Messenger RNA from Rotaria socialis, 441 nucleotides. NCBI's taxonomy places the organism in Eukaryota, Metazoa, Rotifera, Eurotatoria, Philodinida, Philodinidae. The record is from the annotation of a GenBank genome assembly.